Peronospora belbahrii is the source of this 3231-nucleotide messenger RNA. NCBI's taxonomy places the organism in Eukaryota, Oomycota, Peronosporomycetes, Peronosporales, Peronosporaceae. The record is from the annotation of a GenBank genome assembly.
AUGCAGCAAUCGAAUCUUCCACCACGAGGUUAUUUUGGCAGUUCUGAUACUGUAUCGCAACAACAACAACAGCAGCAGAGUGGACCUCCUCGUAGUGGAAAUGGAUAUGUACCUGGAUAUGGACAUAAUAAUAUGCAGCAGUUUUCUCAACAACAACAACAACAGCCAAUGGCUCAAUCUUUGAGUAAUUUACCACGUCAAAGCUUAUCUGGAGUUCAGCAGCCUCAAGCUCAUCCUUUCAACUUAAGCUAUAACAGUCAACAUACUGGCUUUUCUGGUCAAGUGCAGCAGGUUCAUUUAUCAACUCCAGGCUCUCAAGGUGGUGGUUCCUUUCGACCUGGACAACAGGGUGGACAACCAGGUUCUAUAGGUCCAUCAUUGUCAUCAGGUGGAAACAAUCAAGUGAAUCGAAAUCUUCCUGGAUCGGCAUUAGGACACAGUGGAGUUCCACCAGGAUCCGGUACGUUUCAAAACACUCCACCUGCCGUAUCAGGACUAGGGACUUUCCAGACUGGUGGUCCGCCAGGUCCAUUGAGGCAGCAGUUUCAGCAGGGACCUCCUGCACCAGGACAGCAGUAUGGCAAUGCGCCGCCGCCUCAGGGCAGCCGUGUAGCCCCUCCACCGCAGUUUGGCGGACAGCAACAGGGUGUUUUACCUCCACCGUCCAAUGGACAAGCGCAGGGACUUCUACCUCCGCAGUUCAAUGGACAACAACAAAGACCACCGCCUUUACAGGGGGGAGCAGCUCCGUACCUUCAGCCGAACCGCGAUGCUGGGCCAUACCCUGGACCUCCUGUACCCCCUGCUGCUGCACCGCCUUACGGUGCACCAGGGGCAGUUGGAACGUAUGGCCAACCUCAACAAGGAGGGUAUAUUCAACAACAUCAGCCGGCUUCUCAGGCACAAAAGCAGCGUAUCGACCCGACUCAGAUCCCACGACCUAUUAUAUCGGCGGAGCGUGUGCAGUAUGUUGCCCGAGGUCACACGGUGACCAUGCCACCUCCGGCAUCAAGCGACUACGUGUGUGUGGACGAAGGCUGUUGUAACCCGCGCUUCAUUCGACCGACACUUAACCAUGUCCCCACCACAAAAGAAUUGCUAAAGCAAUGUGGACUACCACUGGCUGCGGUGAUUUGUCCUCUUGCCGACUUGCAAGAGGAUGAGCUGCCGAUUCCGCUGGUGGACUUUGGUCCUAGUGGCCCGCUGCGGUGCACACGUUGUGCUGCUUAUGUGAACUCAUUCACGAAGUUUAUACAAGGUGGUCGCAAAUUUGUGUGCAACAUUUGUCAGCUGAGUAACGAGACCCCGCGCGAUUACUACUGCAGCGUGGACCAGUACGGCAAGCGGCGUGAUAAUCAAGAGCGCGCGGAACUGUCGCGCGGUUCAGUGGAAUAUGUUGUGCCUGCAGCGUACACUAUCCGUCCACCACAAGAGCCCAUUUUGGUCUUUGUUCUUGACGUUUCUCUCAUUUCGUUUCGGACGGGCCUUGCUACUAGCGCACUGCAAGCAAUUAAUUAUUUGCUACCGUCGAUGGCACAGAACAAGCGCAAAAAGGUGGGCAUAAUAACUUUCGAUACAGCCGUACAUUACUACCGUAUGGACAGCGGUUCGUCUUCUAUUUCCAUGUGCAUUUGCCCAGACAUUGAUGAUCCGGUAGCGCCGCUGCCUCCGAGCAGCUGGCUGAUAUCCAUGGACGAUCCGGCUGCGGCUGACAAGAUUACAGAGCUAUCUGACACGAUUACUCGCUCGUUUGAAAAUACGACAACAAACCAGGCAGUCUCUGGCUCCGCACUCUGGAUGAAACGUGAAGAAGCGAGUGGUGCCUACGGUACCACGAAGGAGGUUGAUCUGUAUACUCCUGAGGAAAACAACGCUUACGAGGAAUUAGCUCGUAAAUGCGCGGAGAAGCACAUCUCUUUGGAUGUGUUUUCGGUUGCGAACGCGUUUGCAUCACUUGCUGAUGUAGGCCGUGUAUGUGAACUGACUGGUGGGCGUGUUCAGUACAUGCCUCAGUUUGAAAAGGAACUAUCGAGUAAUCGUCAUCAUCUUAUCAGUAUGCUUCAGCGCCUUGUGGAUCGUGACUGCGGCUACGAGGCCGUGCUUAAGGUGCGCUGCAGCGCUGGACUCCGUUUGGAGCACGCAUACGGUAAUUUCUUUAGCGCUCGUGGAAACGUAUUGACUUCAGAUGAGAUGGAAUUUGCUGUGAUUGACCAAGAUCGCUCAAUGUGCGUAACUUUUUCGUACGACGAACCACUGGCUGAAGGCACGGAUGCAUUCAUCCAGGCGGCUCUGCUUUAUACGCGUAGUGACGGCUUACGUUGCGUGCGUGUGCACAAUCUUGCAUUGCAGGUGGAGCCAUUGUUAUCAAAUGUUUUCCGCUUUGCUGACCUGGACGCGACCUGUUCUGUGUGGCAGCGCUCAGCUGCACGUCAGUUCGUGGAUAAGCAGUUAAUGCGUGCGACGCCUAUGGCGGUUAAGGAGUCAUUGGUAGACCAGUGCGUGACGGUGUUGUUCAAUUAUCGCAAGUAUUGUGCUUCAUCUUCGUCUUCGGGACAGCUGAUUCUACCUGAAUCUUUGAAGCUGCUGCCUUUAUACACUUUGGCAACGCUCAAGAGUCGUGCAUUGAGAGGAAACCUUGUGGAUAAUCCUCCACGUGGAUUCGUUGAUGUGCGAGCGGAUGAGCGGGUAAUGAUGAUGGGUCUACUUAACAGUCUUCCCGUUGAGUAUUGCGUUUCGGCAGUCUAUCCCAAAUUAUACAGUGUACAUGACUUGGCGGAAGAUUGUUGCACAUUGGACGAGGAUGGGAAGUUUAUCCUUCCUCCUCAGCUUCCGCCGACGGCAGAAAAAUUGGAUGAAGAAGGUAUUUUUUUGUUGCACUCAGCAAUGUGCUGCUCCAUUUACAUUGGUCCGAAGGUUUCUCCCGAUUUGUUGGUUGAACUAUUCGGCGUGGAUCAUGCUGACACAGCUGAACAAACUCUGAACCUGUUUGACACUAUCGAAAACGAACCGCUUGCGGGCGAAGGUAUAAGCGCUCGUGAGCGGCUACGCUCGCUAGUGGAGUACCUAAACUCAACCAUCCCGAUCUCUCAGCCUUUGGAGAUCCUGACCAAGAAUGAUUGGCGUGCGAACCGCUUCAUGAGCACGCUAGUAGAGGACCGCACACGCAAUGACGUGUCUUACGUUGAGUUUUUGGUCCAGGUGCACAAGAAGAUUCAGUACAAGUUUCAUUAG